Messenger RNA from Closterium sp. Yama58-4, 1497 nucleotides. The record is from the annotation of a GenBank genome assembly. NCBI's taxonomy places the organism in Eukaryota, Viridiplantae, Streptophyta, Zygnematophyceae, Desmidiales, Closteriaceae.
AUGAAGUUCCUCGCGACGACGCUGGACGGCUGCGAUGUGCUGCUGGGACGUGAUUGGCUGCGACGACACAACCCCGCCACCGACUGGACCACGGGAUCGUGCAGCAUCAGCAAGCACGAGGGGUUAGUUAAACUGUCUGCAUGGACACCUGACUACAUCCAAGCCCCGUGCAUCAAGGCCAUCACUAUAGCUUGCCACUUCAACCGGGGAGCGCAGCUGUUCGCCGUCUGCUUACGCGAGUUGGCAGUCGACACCGACGGAAAGGACAUCGAGAAGCUGUGUGCAGCUGUCCCUCCGGAUUUAGCGGAGCUGAUUCGACAGUACCCCGACAUUUUCCCGGACGAUCUGCCACCUGGGCUGCCACCCGAGAGACCCGAAGACCAUAAAAUCCAGCUGGAACCUGGCGCGCAACCAACUGUUCGGACACAGUGGCGGUUGACCCAGCCGGAACUCGAGGAGCUGCGCCGACAAAUUGACGCACUGUUGGAGAAAGGGUUCAUUCGGCCGAGCACCUCCCCAUUCGCGGCACCGAUCCUGUUCACUCCGAAGAAGGACGGCGGGCUUCGCAUGUGCAUCGACUAUCGCGCGUUGAACCGGGUGACCAUCAAAUCUCGCUACCCAAUCCCACGCACCGACGACCUUCUUGACCAACUUCGCGGCGCUCGCUACUUCUCGAAAAUCGACUUACUCCGAUGUGUUAUCGUCUACUUAGACGAUAUCCUCAUUUUUAGCAAGACACGGGAGCAGCAUCUCCGCGACCUGGACGCAGUGUUUAAGCGGUUGCAGGAGAACCGCCUCAUCACCAAGGGCUCUAAGUGCGAGUUUUUUAAGCAAGAGUUGGAGUUUUUGGGGCACGUCAUCUCCCGCGACGGCAUUAAAAUUGACCCGGCGAAGAUCAAGACCAUACAGGAGUGGAAGUCCCCGACUAAUGUCACGGAACUUCAAAGUUUUCUGGGGUUCGUGAAUUAUGUCCGGCGGUUUAUCCCGAAUAUGGCGGGGAUAACCGGCCCGCUGACCGACCUGCUGCACAAGGACAAGAAUUUCGUGUGGGGGGAGGAGGCAGAGGCGGCUUUCCAGGAGCUCAAGAAUUUUCUCGUUUCCCCUCCUGUGCUGCGCAUCGCCGACCCAUCGAAGCCGUUCAAGGUCGUCACCGACGCCUCAGAUUUCGCCAUUGGGGCUGUGCUACUCCAAGAUUUCGGGAACGGGCUGCAGCCGAUCGCCUACGAAUCACGCAAGCUGCAGGCUGCCAAGCGCAACUACCCGAUUCACGACAAGGAGAUGCUCGCCAUUAUUCACGCGUUCAAACCGUGGUGCUGCUACCUGGUGGGCGCCGACGUCACUGUGCGCACGGACCACAAGUCCCUACAGUACCUGCGAGCCCAGCCCAACCUCAACCCGCGACAAAUUCGGUGGCUGGACUACAUGGAGAGCCACUUCACCUACCGCAUCACCCGGAACCGACCGGAUUUGGGUUCCCGCUUACCGGCUGCUGCGUGA